Pimephales promelas (fathead minnow) is the source of this 1972-nucleotide messenger RNA. NCBI's taxonomy places the organism in Eukaryota, Metazoa, Chordata, Actinopteri, Cypriniformes, Leuciscidae. The record is from RefSeq and is a predicted model, not a curated record.
CCUUAUUAUUUACAUAUUUAAUACAAUAUCAAAUUAUGUGUAAACUGUAAACAAAUAUCAUUGGCUUGACCUUUCACUAUUCAGAUGUAUUAUUUUCUCAUGUGUUUUGUCUGUGUGUUGCAGUAAUGCCGUAUAACAGCGCCCAUCACUGUGUCGUUGAGGUGGAGAACUUCCUGCUUUUACUGGGUGGAGAAGACCAGUGGAACCCUAAUGGCAAACACAGCACUAACUUUGUAAGUCGGUAUGAUCCAAGAUUCAAUAGCUGGAUACAACUACCGCCCAUGCAGGAGAGGAGAGCGAGUUUCUUCGCUUGCUGCCUGGAUAAGCACUUGUAUGUUGGGGGAAGGAACGAGACAGGUUAUCUGUCUAGCGUUGAAGCCUAUAACCUUGAGACAAACGAAUGGAAUUACGUUUCGUCUCUUCCACAGCCGCUGGCUGCACACGCAGGCGCCGUGCACAAUGGGAAAAUAUACAUCUCAGGUGGGGUUCACAACGGCGAAUACGUGUCUUGGCUGUACUGCUACGACCCCGUGAUGGACGUGUGGGCUCGGAAACAGGACAUGAACACUAAGCGAGCCAUACACGCUCUCGCAGGCAUGAACGACCGCCUCUACGCUAUUGGGGGCAACCACUUAAAGGGAUUCUCUCAUCUGGAUGUGAUGCUGGUUGAAUGCUAUGAUCCUAAAGCAGAUCAGUGGAAUAUCCUGCAAACGCCCAUCUUAGAGGGACGCAGCGGGCCUGGAUGUGCUGUUCUUGAUGACAGUAUUUACUUGGUGGGGGGCUACAGUUGGAGCAUGGGGGCGUACAAGUCAUCCACCAUUUGUUACAGCCCAGAGAAAGGCUCAUGGACAGAAAUGGAAGGAGAGGUGGCUGAACCUUUAGCCGGGCCGGCCUGUGCCACAGUCAUACUGCCGGCCUGUUUACCAUUUAACAAAUAACUAUAUAAAAAAGAGGAAAAACCUGUCGGGAUGGAAAGUCAAUCGCUGAAUCAAUGAAUCAAACCCAUGAGGAGACUCUCCCUAAGGAACGCCCCCAGCUUUUGAACAGGAGGUGAUGAGCUGUACAGAUUAUUAUUUUUUUACUGGUCUGACAAGAGCACUUUGUUUCUUUCAUACUUAAAAGUUUUAAACUGAUGUAAUCAUCAACUUUGCGUAUUUGAUGCUCACGUGUGUUGACAUUCAACUGCUCACAUUCAAUCCUUUUUUUAUCGUAAAUGUUUUUGCUUAACUUGGCAUACAGUAGCGUACGCAUACUUUUUUGAACCAAAUCGAUAUAUCUUCCAUACGUACUUUGUAUUUUGUGGAAAUCGCUGAUUCAGGCGAUGCUGAAGAGGGUCGACAAAGGAAUACUCUUGUUUUACAAGCAAAACUCAUGAUUCUGUGUACGCUGUAGAGUAGAUAUCAGCUAUUUAAUAUAUAUCACACCACCUCUGCUUGUUAUUAAUAUUGCAGCCAUUCUUAAGUGGCAUAUUGUUAUUUGUACAGAUGAGAGGGGGAUAAAUGUCAAUUAUGAAUUAUAAGGGAAAAAAACAUUUCAGUAAAACACAAGUUAUGAUUUAUUGUUUGAACAAUCAGUAUGUUAUUUAUUUAGCCAUGUGGUAUAUAUGCAUGGCGUAAAGUGGAAAGCUUAUUGUGUUAUGCUGUGGGUAUAUUUGUUUAUGUUCAUAUCUGUUUAUAUCUCACAGUGCCUAUUUUAAGCAUCAGGCUGCUUUAUUUCAGAAAAUUGCCCAUUAUAAAAUCAGACGUUUUAAAUGAUAUAAAUGAUUGGCCUGAUUGGUUUCUCUGAGACGUGAUCUGAAAUCGGACUCUGUUGCACUGGUGUUUGAUGGCCCUUUUGAUGAGAAAAGGGAAUGUUUUUCAUUGUUGUAAAUAAUCGCUUGCAGUGGAACAUUUUUGUGCUCAUGGGAUUUAUUCUCAAAUCCUGUUAUGUUCUUUACAUUUAGUCUAUGAAAAUAAAAACUGAAUUUCUGGAU